CUCCAUUAACAAAGCUUCAAAUAGAAGGUUGAAGAAAACAAAAUUUGAAUUUAAUCUAUUGUAAUGAAGAAAUUCACUCUAUGGUGAUUAACAAUAUGAAAGAAUUCAAUUAAAAGGAUGAUGAACGAAUUCAAUAGAAAUAAAAAUAAAAAGAGAGAAAAAUAGAGGGGAGAGAAAAUAGAGGAGAGAGAAAAUAAAAGAGAGAAAAAUCAGAAAUUAAGAAAGUAGAGGAGGAAAGAGAAUAAAGAUAAUAUUUUAAUUGGUGGUUCACAUAGAACUAUAUACACCAUGGUGCAUCUUAUAAUUUGCCUAAUUUGAGGCAAGAAGCCUUUGACUAACUUUGGGCCAAGAAAACAUGAUACCCAGCACCACGAUCCAUUUUUUUCAAAUAUCCAACACAAUUUAUUAUAUUUUGUUUUAAAUGUUUUAAGAAAGAAAAACAGAAUAAGAAGAAGACGAAGACGAUAAAUUUGGUUGAUCUUACAGGCUGAAGUCAAAUGGCAAGUCAACCCACUGAAACCCCACAAUCAAUCUACAAUUUCACUAUCAAGGAUGCAAAAGGAAAUGAUGUCAAAUUAAGCGAUUAUAAGGGCAAAGUUUUGCUGAUUGUUAAUGUUGCUUCUAAAUGUGGAAUGACCAAUUCAAAUUACACUGAGCUAAAUCAAUUAUAUGACAAGUACAAAGAUCAAGGCCUUGAGAUAUUGGCCUUCCCAUGUAAUCAAUUCGGAGAUGAGGAGCCGGGAAGCAAUGAUGAGAUUAUCGAAUUCGUUUGCACUCGAUUUAAGUCGGAUUUUCCUAUCUUUGACAAGAUUGAAGUCAAUGGAGAUAAUGCUUCCCCCUUGUACCAAUUCUUGAAGUUGGGCAAAUGGGGAAUCUUCGGAGAUGAUAUCCAAUGGAAUUUUGCCAAGUUCCUUGUUGACAAGGAUGGCCAGGUCGUUGGCAGAUAUUAUCCCACAACUUCACCUUUCAGCCUAGAGUACGAUAUAAAAAGGCUGUUGGAAAUUUCCUAAAUUGCUGCCUUGCUUAUCAAAUACUACGUAUGUGCAUUGCACAUUCUUCCAACUAAGGACAUUAUUUCAUGUAGUUGAGACAUUAUAUGUUUGUACAAACCACAAGGCAUGGCAAUGUGGUUGAGGAAGCUGAAAUUCAGUCUUUUAUGAGAAGAUGUUAUAUCGUGUGUACCAGUCUUUUACUCUCAUCUCUAAAUCUGUAUUUGCACCUGUAAUUUUCUGUUGAAAACUGCAGACUUUAUUAAACAAUGAAUGUAACUGUUUUCAGUUAUUUUCUCUUGUAAUUUAUUGCUAAAGAAAUUGUUGCAAAAAUUUGGAUAUA
Chenopodium quinoa (quinoa) is the source of this 1332-nucleotide messenger RNA. RefSeq names its product probable glutathione peroxidase 8. Gene Ontology annotation, biological process: response to oxidative stress. The coding region runs from base 498 to 1010 and encodes 170 amino acids. Lineage: Eukaryota; Viridiplantae; Streptophyta; Magnoliopsida; Caryophyllales; Amaranthaceae. Gene Ontology annotation, molecular function: glutathione peroxidase activity. The record is from RefSeq and is a predicted model, not a curated record. The transcript has 7 exons.